AUGUUAAAGAGCAUCAAGAAUUGCAAGGAGGUCAGAUAUCAUAUCCAAAAAGGUGGUUUUCUCGGGUUGGAGUGGCGGAUCGGACAAGCCGUAGCCUCUGUAAUCGGGAGCGAUUGCUCUGAAACCAGCUUUAGCAACUGCAAUCAUCAGGUGGCGCCAAGCCGCCAAGAGUACCAUAUUUCUGGAAAUCCGGGCAGAAACACAACUACCGGCGAUGAUUCACUUCCGAUUUCGGCAAUAUCAUGGCUUGCGACAAGUAGUGUUUCAUUACCGAGCUUGGAAGGGACGGAGGAGGACCGUAAGGAUGUAAUUCCUUUAUUGUGCUCUAUCUUUUUGGCUAAUCAAGGGGCUGGCGAGGCCACUGGAGAAGGAAAAUGUUUGUCCUGGGACGAUGACGAUUCCUUAUUAGAAGCUUAUGCAGCUCUUCUUCUUGCAUUCCUCUCUACAGAGAGGUUAGUACACCAUCGUCGGCUUAUCCUUUCCCAAACAUAA
Messenger RNA from Fraxinus pennsylvanica, 492 nucleotides. NCBI's taxonomy places the organism in Eukaryota, Viridiplantae, Streptophyta, Magnoliopsida, Lamiales, Oleaceae. The record is from the annotation of a GenBank genome assembly.